GAAGCUUUUCUCAUUAGUUCAUAAGACUGUCAUCUCUUACAAACAAUAAAGUGACUGUAAUAUUUUUUAGCAUAUUUAUUAAUAUAUAAAAUAAAUAACAGUGAAACAUUAGAAAGAAUUUAUGUACUUACCUUUAUUGUUAUGCAACAUGGUUCAUUGACAAAUGUCUUUUGCUUGCAUUGUGCAUAUGAUAAUUAUUCCAGCAACCAUCUGUUACAUUUAAAGUCCUACACCAUUGAAAUUCUUUCAAUGGAAAUGAUCAGUGGAAUUGGAAUGUAAUUAACUUAUGAGUUCAUAAAGUGGAUAAAUCAACAAUUUUAUAGUGAUCUACUGAGCUGGAUAUAAGUAACAUGAAGCAGAUGAAUGUGAUUUAUUUUAUAUUUCUAUGUUUAUUAUUAUCACUAACGAAAAGUGGAGCUAAUGAAGAUCAAGUUACAGUGACAAAAGUUCCGGCAGGUCAUAUAGCUGAACUUCCAUGUUUGAGCAGUGAUGAUCAUCAUCGUUUUAUGUUUUGGCACCUUACUGGUAAUAACCGCAUUAUUGGGCCUGGAAAUUUAAUGGAUGAAAACAAAUAUAAUUAUGAAGUGUUAACAGGAAAGCUUUUCAUAAGGGGUGUAUCAACAGCUGAGUCUGGUUUCUAUAAGUGUUUUUCCAAAGGUAUAUCAGAUCGUUCUAAUAUCACUAGUAAUACUAUUGAAUUAAUAGUUAAGAAAGAUUGGGAAGAUCUUUGGGAAAACGAUUUUGAGACAAAUUUAUUACGGGGUAUGGCUGCUGUUAUGGUAAUAGUUGUUGCUGUAGCUAUUGUUCUUUUCAUUGUCACAACAAAAAGGAAACACAAUCGCAAUUUUUUUGAUUUGGAAGAAUCAAGAGAAAAUUCUCCCGCAAAAUAUACGCCAAAUAUCUAUACUGUUCCUCCACCAUCUAUGUCUAUACCAACAAUUGAUGAAGGUGGUAUUGAUAAUGAAGCUCUUGAUAUUGAUUUCCCAAGAGUAUUUAAUCAAAUGCAAAAAUAAUGAAUAAUUUUGUAAUAUAUUCAAAGAAAUUUUGUUUCAUGGUGAAUGCAACAUAAAGACAUACACACAUACAUACAUAGCCAUAUUUAAAUUUAUAUACAUAUACAUUGAUUUAGGAAUUGUGUCAUGAAGACAUAAAAUACAUAAUCAUUUCAUAAGUAAAAAAAUAGUUUUAAUAAAUGUUUUGUAGAUGAAAAUUCUCUUGUAACAUAUUGUAUAUAUAUUUAUGUAUAUAAAUAAUGAUUAAAUAGUUUAAUUAUAUGUUUGAGAAUUUGCAGCUGUUC
Messenger RNA from Bombus impatiens (common eastern bumble bee), 1297 nucleotides. RefSeq lists its product as uncharacterized. Lineage: Eukaryota; Metazoa; Arthropoda; Insecta; Hymenoptera; Apidae. The transcript is spliced from 6 exons. The record is from RefSeq and is a predicted model, not a curated record. Bases 351 to 1013 code for a protein of 220 amino acids.